Molecule: messenger RNA, 345 nt
Organism: Musca vetustissima
Lineage: Eukaryota; Metazoa; Arthropoda; Insecta; Diptera; Muscidae
Product: pupal cuticle protein C1B-like
Exons: 2
Coding region: 1-345 (114 amino acids)
Source: RefSeq, a predicted model, not a curated record
AUGUCAUAUAGUCACAUUAUCGCUGUUUGCUUCUUCGCCCUCUUGGCUGUUGUUGCCGCUAAACCCGGUGUAGUUGCACCUUUGGCUUAUACCGCUCCCGUGGCAUACUCUACUCCCUUGGCGUACUCUACACCGUUGGCCUACUCUGCUCCUUUGGCUUACCACACUGCCUCUGCCGUCGUCGGUAGUGCUGCCUAUGUUGCUCCCUAUGCCAGCAGCUACAAUGCCCACACCAUUGCCCACUCAGCUGCCUUCCCAGCCACCUAUGCUGUUGCCCCUGCCGCCGCUGUUGCUGCUCCAGUAGCCACCACUUUCGCUGCUGCUCCAGUUUUGUUGAAAAAGUAA